AUGCCGCUGGACACACUAUGUGGUUGGUCGACUGCUGUAGCCUGUGGUCUUCUGUUUCUCCUCCAUGUGCAUGGUGAAGACUCAAACAGCCCCAUCAGGACCACCCACACAGGACAGGUUCGAGGCAAUCUUGUCCACUUGAAUGACACUAGAGUCGGUGUCCACACCUUCCUGGGAAUUCCCUUUGCCAAGCCUCCUCUAGACCAGCUGAGAUUUGCACCCCCUCAACCUCCUGAACAAUGGAGUGGCGUGAGGAGUGGGACCACCUACCCACCCAGGUGUCUACAAAAUUCUGAAACCGUGAGUGCAGAGAGUCUGGAGAUGAUGAAACUGAGCAUGCCUCCCAUCUCUACUUCUGAGGACUGCCUGUAUCUCAACAUCUACGCACCAGCCCAUGCCCACGAGGGCUCUAACCUGCCUGUGAUGGUGUGGAUCCAUGGUGGCGCACUGGUUAUGGGCAUGGCUUCCAUUCAUGAUGCAUCCAUGCUGGCAGCCAUUGAAGAUGUGGUGGUGGUCACUAUCCAGUACCGCCUGGGUAUCCUGGGCUUCUUCAGCACUGGAGAUGAGCAUGCUAGAGGAAACUGGGGCUAUCUGGACCAAGUGGCCGCCCUACGCUGGGUUCAGCAGAACAUCGCCCACUUUGGAGGCAACCCUGACCAUGUCACCAUUUUUGGCGAGUCUGCAGGUGGCACAAGUGUGUCUUCACAUGUUGUGUCCCCCAUGUCCCAGGGGCUCUUCCAUGGAGCCAUCAUGGAGAGUGGGGUGGCCCUGCUGCCUGACCUUAUCUCCAACACCUCUGAGGUGGUCUACACAACAGUAGCCAUCUUAUCUGGUUGUGAGACCAUGGACUCAGAGACCCUGGUGCGCUGUCUGAGAAACAAGAGUGAAGAGGAAAUUCUGGCUAUUAAUGAGGUCUUCAAGAUAAUCCCUGCUGUGGUGGAUGGGGAGUUCCUACCCAAUCACCCCCAAGAGUUGUUGACUUCUGUGGACUUUCACCCUGUCCCCAGCAUCAUUGGUGUCAACAAUGAUGAAUACGGUUGGCUUCUCCCCAUGAUUCUGGGCUCUGAUCAGACUAUAAACAAAAUAACCAGAGAGACCCUGCAGGCUGUUCUGAAGAAUACAACAACACAAAUGAUGCUACCUCCUGAGUGUAGUGACCUACUAAUGGAAGAGUACAUGGGGAACACUGAAGACACCGAGACCCUCCAAGCACAGUUCAGAGAGAUGAUGGGAGACUUCAUGUUCAUUAUCCCUGCACUCCAAGUAGCACAUUUUCAGCGCUCCCAUGCCCCUGUCUACUUUUAUGAGUUCUGUCAUGAGGCCAACUAUCUCAAAGAUGUCAGACCACCCCAUGUGAAAGCUGACCAUGGAGAUGAAGUUCCCUUUGUCUUUGGGAACUCCUUCUGGGGCAUGAAACUUGACCUCACUGUGGAGGAGAAGCUGCUGAGCAGAAGGAUGAUGAAGUACUGGGCCAACUUUGCACGACAUGGGAACCCCAACAGUGAGGGUCUACCCCACUGGCCCGUGUUUGACCAUGAUGAGCAGUAUCUGAAGCUGGACACCCAGCCUGCUGUGGGCCAAUCCCUGAAGGCCAGAAGGCUGAAGUUCUGGACCAGGACUCUACCCCAGAAGAUCCAGGAGCUAAAAGGCUCUCAGGAAAAUCACAAAGAGCUGUAG
This is a messenger RNA of Grammomys surdaster, 1677 nucleotides long. RefSeq names its product pyrethroid hydrolase Ces2e-like. The record is from RefSeq and is a predicted model, not a curated record. Lineage: Eukaryota; Metazoa; Chordata; Mammalia; Rodentia; Muridae. Gene Ontology annotation, molecular function: carboxylic ester hydrolase activity. Gene Ontology annotation, cellular component: intracellular membrane-bounded organelle. Bases 1 to 1677 code for a protein of 558 amino acids. The transcript is spliced from 12 exons.